Molecule: messenger RNA, 1637 nt
Organism: Aspergillus ibericus CBS 121593
Lineage: Eukaryota; Fungi; Ascomycota; Eurotiomycetes; Eurotiales; Aspergillaceae
Product: MFS general substrate transporter
Exons: 2
Coding region: 99-1637 (512 amino acids)
Biological process (GO): transmembrane transport
Molecular function (GO): transmembrane transporter activity
Source: RefSeq, a predicted model, not a curated record
CAUACACCACGCCAGAUACACAAUCGCCAUGCAAAUGCAAUAUAGAUAGCUGCUGCCCCCCGACUACAGUACUCCCCAGUUACUCAGUAUCUAGCAGCAUGGCAACACUAACCCCCGACGAGAAACGCCCUCGGGUCUCGGAUUCCCCUACCGAACUGAUCCCGGGCCUUCAGGAUCCGACAUCCGAUCACGACGAAGCAGCAGCAGCAGCAGCCGCCGAAGAAGAAGUCUAUUCGAUCUACACCGGCACAGCCAGAAACCUAAUCGUCAUGACGGCCUCCGUGGCCGGGUUCUUUUCCCCGCUAUCGGCGAACAUUUAUCUGCCUGCUCUCGACACUCUGGCCGAUGAGCUUCAUGUCAGCGAUACUAUGAUUAAUCUAACGAUCACAACCUACAUGAUCUUCCAAGGCCUAGCACCCGCCAUCUUCGGCGGUCUAGCUGACACCGCUGGGCGACGGCCCGCGUAUAUCCUGUGUUUUACUAUCUAUAUCGCUGCUAAUAUUGGUCUUGCCUUGCAGCGGAACUAUGCCGCCUUGCUCGUGCUCCGCUGUCUGCAAAGUACCGGGAGCAGUAGUACUAUUGCCAUUGCUAACGCUAUCGUCGCUGAUAUUGUCACGCCCGCUGAACGCGGUCUCUAUAUCGGAUACGGAUCAGCAGGGAGUGUUUUUGGACCGUCACUUGGACCGAUUAUCGGCGGGCUCUUGACUCAGUUUCUCGGGUGGCCUUCUAUUUUCUGGUUUCUGGUUAUCUUCGCUGCUGUGUUCUUCCUCCCUUUACUUUUUUUUCUCCCCGAAACGGCGCGUAAGGUGGUAGGGAAUGGCUCACAUCCGGCGCCACCAUGGAAUCUAUCGUUUCUGCAGCUCUGCAAGCGCUCCAAAUCCACCACCCCCGGCACCACGACAGUGCAAAACCGAAUCACAUUCCCCAACCCCCUCAAAACGCUCAUCAUCCUCUCCGACAAAGAAGUCUUCCUCAUACUGCUAGGAAACAGCCUCGCCUUUGCAGGCUACUACGCCGCCUCAACGAGCAUAACCUCCCAAUUCAGCGCCAUCUACCACUUCAACGAGGUACAGAUCGGACUAUGCUUCAUCCCCGUCGGCGUCGGCAGUCUGAUCGCCGCAUAUACACAAGGUCAAAUCGCGAACUGGAAUUACCGUCGUCAUGCCCGUCGCUCCGGAAUGUCUAUCUCCACAACCCGGGGGCAAAAUAUGGAUGAGUUUCCGCUCGAGCGGGCGAGAACGGAAGUGAUUCUUCCGCUUAUACUUAUCGAAGGGCUCGCAUUGAUUGCCUACGGCUGGGUAUUGCACUAUGAGACCAAUCUGGCGGGCCCGUUGAUCCUGUUGUUAUGUAUUGGGUAUACGUCCGGUGCGACGAUGAAUAUCAUGAGUGUGCUGAUGGUGGAUAUUUAUCCCGAGAGUCCGGCAACGGCGACGGGGGCGAAUAAUCUCACGCGGUGUUGGUUGGGGGCUGUGGCGACGGGGGUUAUUGUACCGAUGAUUGAGGGGAUGGGGAGGGGGUGGGCAUUUACGGUGAUUGGGUUUUUGUGCUUUUUGUGUGGGCCGGUGAUUGGUGUGGUUUGGGGGUGGGGACAUGCCUGGAGGAGGGAGAGGCAUCGAAGGGAGAAGGAGAGGAAUUGA